CUUGUCCAGUGGAAAACCUAUCAGAGACAGAAGUCCACCAUGGAGCGACAAUUGAUUAGUUUCCUCACCGCCCUUACCACCCUGAAGUCCAUACCUUCAGGUUCAUCCGAGGAUAUUGUUAAAUUUCCUUUUAGUAGAGAUAGGGCAGGCAGAACAGUUGUUCACUCGCAGACAUGUGAUAGGAAAUUGUGUCAGUGCCCCUGCUGAUUGGCAGCCGGUUCUAUUGACUCCCUCAUUGGGAAGCUGCACGCUAUUUAUAAUCGGAUGGGCUGCAUCAAUUUUACAAACCCUCUCUCGCAUUCGCUGGUGAAAAUAUCUGAAAUUUACUAGGAAAGAGCAGGCAGGUUCAGCGAUACCCCAAAGCAGGUGGUUCCUCUGCUCUUCUUAAAGUUUAAGAGGCUCCUCUUCCACUUUAGGGGGAAAUAGCAGCCAACACGUCACUCUCCAUUGUCAAUAUCUGCAUCCUUGUUAGGGACCCCACCUUUUUUGUUGUGGAUUUUUUUACUGGAGACAAAGCUUCGGAUUUAGGGUGGCUCUCUUGUAACCAGGUUUUGAGGCUUAAGGAUCAGCGAUUGUGGAAUAUAGUAGUUUGGCAUUCUUAG
Messenger RNA from Porites lobata, 602 nucleotides. NCBI's taxonomy places the organism in Eukaryota, Metazoa, Cnidaria, Anthozoa, Scleractinia, Poritidae. The record is from the annotation of a GenBank genome assembly.